AUGGUUAAAACCAGGUCCGCCAUACUUAAACGGUCACCACGACAGCGCGACGAGAAUGACCCAGCGCAGAAUGCCGUCCCUCGUCUACCUGCGAGCACCGCGUUGGUAGAGACUGCUCGUGAACCAGAACAACAUUCGGCCAGGACGCAGCCAUCUGCCGAGUCCGUAUCGGUGGCUCUUCAACGCAUACUGAAACAUGUCACGAUAGCCGUGGAUGAUCUCGCUAAAAUCCAACCGGCACAGCUCUUGUACGAGCGAGGACUUGCUGAGAUCAAUCUCCGUCUGCGCCAUUUAUUUGGAAGUAUACACGAAAACCACUCCCGCAGUAGUGCUACUAUCGAGAACGACAUUGUGCAAUGCGCUGGUGAACUGACGAUGAUGCAAAUAAGCGGCUUGCGAGAUGCUGAGGUGGCCCAUAAAGAACAGGUCGCGGCCGUCUUCCAAAGAUUGACCGAUGUGGUAUUGACCGAAGUUCCCCCCAACUUUCUCCAAAUUUCUCUUCAGAAAAUUGUCAGUGGGGACUUGAAACCGAACUUCGAAAAUUCACAUGUACCGAGAUCCAACAGUGCGGACGAGGAGUAUCUCGACAAUCAAUGUCAAACGUCAUCGCAGGCCUCUGAUGACGAGGUCAACGGUGUUCCCAAUGACAGGCUUGGAGGCGACCCGCAGGGCUUUCAAAAACGGUCAAGAUCUUUCGCUGAAGGACAUUCGCAAUCAGAGCAGCAUGACCAGGAUGAAGAACAAAGAAGAAAAAAGGCAAAAACGGAUGUAAAGAUUGUUUCCGUCGAACCACAACCAGAAAACGGACUCAAAUCUAAACAUGUCACUCUACAGAACGAAGAUAAUGCCAAAUUGGAUGUCACUUCGCAUGAAGGAUUUCACGGUGAUCGACAAGCUGUCGUUCUUGAGGUCGUCGACAGCCAAAAGCGCAGACAUGAACUUAGGCUUCGUCCACGGGGAGCUGAACGUGUCGACCGUAUCCUGGACCGGCAAAUUAUACGACCCGUGCAACUUAGUCGAGGUGUUCUUUUCUCUGCUGAGGGUCAGGCCGCCAUGCGCGAUAACGAGAUCAUUUCUUCCUUGAUACAAACGUCCGGGAAUGUGAUGAAGAACCCGUGCACGCACUGCAAGCACGGGAGCAGAACUCCAUUUGAAGACUGCAUUAUGAUCGUCGACGAUGAGAAUUUCGAUCGUUGCGGGAACUGUGAAUGGAUAGGCGGAGAUUGCCAGGGAGGGUUCAUCUCUGCAACGGCGAAGCAGCCGCCCGAUCCUGCAGCCGAUAAGACUGUUGAAUAG
Beauveria bassiana ARSEF 2860 is the source of this 1296-nucleotide messenger RNA. RefSeq lists its product as uncharacterized. The transcript has 3 exons. NCBI's taxonomy places the organism in Eukaryota, Fungi, Ascomycota, Sordariomycetes, Hypocreales, Cordycipitaceae. The record is from RefSeq and is a predicted model, not a curated record. The coding region runs from base 1 to 1296 and encodes 431 amino acids.